Messenger RNA from Acanthosepion pharaonis, 1542 nucleotides. The record is from the annotation of a GenBank genome assembly. NCBI's taxonomy places the organism in Eukaryota, Metazoa, Mollusca, Cephalopoda, Sepiida, Sepiidae.
AUGCUUUAUUCUUUCUUUUUUUUCUUUUUCUUUUCUCUGCUUUCUUUCUUUUUUCUUUCUUUUUCUUCCUUUUUUAUUUCUUUUCAUUCUUUCUUUUCUUUCUUUUCCUCUCUUUCUUUCUGUUUUCUUUUUUUCUUUCCUUUCUUUCUUUUCCUUUUCUUUCUUUCUUUCUUUUCUUCUUUCUUUCUUUUUUUACGUUUUCUUUCUUAUCCAUUCUUUCUUUAUUUUUUCCAAGAUUCCUUUCUUUCUUUUCCUUUACUUUCUUUCUUUCUUUCUUUCUUUCUUUCUUUCUUUCUUUCUUUCUUAUUCAUUCUUUCUUCUUUCUUUCUUUCUUUUUCUUUGUUUCUUUUCUUUACUUUCUUACUUUUUUCUUUCUUGUUUCUUUCUUUUUCUUCCAUUUCUUUCUUUCGUUCUUUCUAUUUUCUUUGCUUUCUUCAUUUAAUUCUUUCAUUUUCUUUAUUUCUUUUUAAUUCUUUAUUCUUUCUUUUUUCUUUUCUCUGCUUUCUUUCUUUUUUCUUUUUGUUCUUCCUUUUUUAUUUCUUUUCAUUCUUUCUUUUCUUUCUUUUUUCUCUCUUUCUUUCUGUUUUUUUUGUCUUUCUUUUUUUCGUUUUCUUUCUUAUCCAUUCUUUCUUUAUUUAUUCCAAGUUUCCAUUCUUUCUUUUCCCUUUCUUUCUUUCUUUCUUUUUUUCGUUUUCUUUCUUAUCUAUUCUUUCUUUAUUUUUUCCAAGUCUCCUUUCUUUCUUUUCCCUUUCUUUCUUUCUUUCUUUCUUUCUUUCUUUCUUUCUUUCUUUCUUUCUUUUUUUUCGUUUUCUUUCUUAUCCAUUCUUUCUUUAUUUUUUCCAAGUUUCCUUUCUUUCUUUUCCUUUUCUUUCUUUCUUUCUUUCUUUCUUUCUUUCUUUCUUUCUUUCUUUCUCGGUCUCUUCAUAUCUUUCCGUCUCAAUAAUGAUUUUUGUUAUCUAUCUAUUUCAGACAUUUCCAGCCUUCCAUCGCCAUAUCUAUUUAUCUAUGCCUGUCUCUAUCUAUCUAUCUAUCUAUCUAUCUAUCUAUCUAUCUACCUAUCUUUUUCCUGACUGUCAUCUAUCUAUCUAUCUAUCUAUCUAUCUAUCUAUCUAUCUAUCUAUCUUUUUUCCUCACUGUCAUCUAUCUAUCUAUCUAUCUAUCUAUCUAUCUAUCUAUCUACCUUUUUUCCUCACUGUCAUCUAUCUAUCUAUCUAUCUAUCUAUCUAUCUAUCUAUCUAUGCCUGUUUCUUUCUAUUUAUCUCUCUCUCUCUCUCUCUCUCUCUAUCUAUCUAUCUAUCUAUCUAUCUAUGUCUGUUUCUAUCUAUCUAUCUUUUUUCCUCACUGUCAUCUAUCUAUCUAUAUAUCUAUCUAUCUGUCUAUUGUAUGAAUCUAUCUAUCUAUCUAUCUAUCUAUCUAUCUAUCUAUCUAUCUAUCUAUAUUCAUUAUCUAUCUCAGAUUUUUCUAUCUAUCUAUCUAUCUAUCUAUCUAUAUAUAUAUAUAUAUAUAUAUAUAUAUAUAUAUAUAUAUAAUCUAUCUAUCUAA